Penicillium macrosclerotiorum is the source of this 2688-nucleotide messenger RNA. It is a transcript of the gene farB1, whose product is annotated as putative C6 transcription factor (Ctf1B). The transcript is spliced from 2 exons. NCBI's taxonomy places the organism in Eukaryota, Fungi, Ascomycota, Eurotiomycetes, Eurotiales, Aspergillaceae. Bases 1 to 2688 code for a protein of 895 amino acids. Gene Ontology annotation, biological process: regulation of DNA-templated transcription; DNA-templated transcription. Gene Ontology annotation, molecular function: DNA-binding transcription factor activity, RNA polymerase II-specific; DNA binding; zinc ion binding. The record is from RefSeq and is a predicted model, not a curated record.
AUGAGUAGUGCCACCGCCACUAUGGCCGACGAGGCCGGGAAACGCAAGGCAUCGGUUGCCGGUCUCUCCACCCAUAACCGCCCUGUCAAACGCCGGGCCUCCAAGGCCUGUUGCUGCUGUCGAGCCCGCAAAGUGCGCUGCGACGUCGUCGAGAAUGGCUCGCCCUGCACCAAUUGCCGCCUCGAUCAGGUCGAGUGUGUUGUGACGGAAAGCAAGCGGAGAAAGAAGUCGCGUGUCGAGGCGGAGAUCAACCAAACCUCCGAGUCGCCCGGCGAGGCCUCUGAAGACAACCCGUUGCAUGGCCUGUCGGGCCUGUCAGGCUUGUCAGAUAUGGCGGCGCCCACGUCGCCCUCCCAGAACUCGGUCGACGUGGACCACAGCCAGCAUAUGCCGCAUCUGCUCUGUUCGUAUUUGUCCGGAGAGAAGGAGAGAAAAUUUCCCGUCUCUAAUGCUUCCCUUCCUUGCUCAGAUCAAACCCAGGCGCAUCGCAUUGGCUCAGAUGACUGCUACCGUCGCCGAAUGGCCCCGAACCCAGCCGUCCCCUCAACGAUGCCCCUCGCCCAUGCCACCUUGCAAAUCCAGCAAUUGCUGGACCCGACCUUUGCCAACACCCGCUCGGCUAAUAGCUUUCUGCCAGACUAUAUCCGCGGCCUUCCUGCUCGCCUCCAGAAAGAAGACAUCGACUAUCUGGCGGCCAAGGGAGCUCUCACUAUCCCCGACGUGAGUCUGCGGAAUGAACUGCUCAAAAGUUAUAUCCAUUAUGUGCAUACCUAUAUGCCCUUGCUGGAUCUGGAAGAAUUCCUGCAGACAAUCGUACAGAAUGACGGCAUCCACCGCAUCAGUCUUCUGCUCUUCCAGGCCGUCAUGUUCGCCGGCAUGGCCUUUAUUGACAUAAAGCAUCUCCAGGCGGCGGGCUAUCAAACCCGCAAAGCGGCUCGCAAGAUCUUUUUCCAGCGUGCACGUCUCCUUUACGACUUUGACUACGAGGUGGACCGCAUCUCCCUGGUCCAGUCGUUACUCCUGAUGACCUACUGGUACGAGACCCCGGACGACCAGAAGGACACCUGGCAUUGGAUGGGUGUCAGUCUGUCGCUGGCCCACACCAUCGGCCUGCACCGAGACCCCGGCAAUUCACGUAUGGAUCUCCGCCGCCAACGGAUGUGGAAACGCAUUUGGUGGAGCACGUAUACUCGAGAUCGACUCAUUGCCCUUGGCAUGCGACGCCCGAUGCGUGUCAAGGACGAUGACUGCGAUGUGCCCAUGCUCACUCUGGACGAUUUCGAAUUUCACUCCUUCUCGCCUGAGAUCGUCAAGAUGGUCGGGGAUUCAGAAAUCUUGCAGAACGUGAGCCAUCAGCGCGAGCUGGCGUUGAUGUUCAUCGAAAAGGCCAAGCUCUGUCUCUGUGUGAGCCAUGUUCUCUCGGCGCAAUAUUCGGUCUUGAGCCACAAGUUUGGCGGCACCAUGGAAACCACCAUGAUGCUUGUGCCGAAGAAAUCGACGGCGGAAUCCUUCGAAGUGCGCCGCUGCGAUCAGGAGCUGGAGGACUGGCUGGCCAACCUCCCGGUGGAAACGCAAUAUACUCCCUCCGGGGUGUCCAAACUGCCCGAGGCUAAUGAAGUGCUACAUUCGCAUCGUGCUCUGCUGAAGAUGGUCUAUCUCACGACGUCGAGCGCUCUGCAUCGCCCCCAGGUCCUUCCCGCAGUCCCCUAUCCGUCCAUGGACUCGGAGCUGCAAGAGAUGUCGCGCAACAAGGUGCGCUUCGCUGCUAUUGAGAUCACCAGCAUUGCGCAGGACUUGCACGUCCUAGACCUGACCCGUUACUAUCCCACCACUGGAGUGACGGUUCUUCUACCCGCGGUGAUAAUUCACUUGCUCGAUAUCAAGUCCAGCGAUCCCAGUGUGCGGAUGACCAGCCUCCAACGCUUCUACCAGUGCAUGCGCAUCCUGCAGCGCCUGCGUGAGAUCUAUGCCUCGGCCGACUUCGCCACAUCCUUCCUCGAAGCUGCCAUCCGCAAGGCGGGUAUCCAGCUCACAGUGGCGCCGCAAGACGUGCAGACCUCGCGCGCUUCCCGCAACACCCACGCAGCCAGCAACGACCCCUUCGACCUUCUCUCUCGCCCCCACGCUCUGACACCACCACCGGAUUCCUUGGCCCAGAAAAUUCCCGAUCUCACCUACCCCAAGGUUGGUCCUGCUGCGGGACGGGCAAAGAGCGAUCUUUUCGCUUCCACUCCCCCACACUCGGAUGGCAGCGAAAAUGGCAGCACCAAUAACAUCAACCCCACCUACAAUAAUCACGACGCCUUCGCCAUCCCCGAGUUGAAUUCGGAGCUCAGCCUCACCGAGCUGAUGGACCUGGCCAAUGACGCCGAAGUCACCCAAAACGACUUCGACGCCCUGAUCAACUUCGACGAUGCCGGAAACGAGUUCUUCGCCGACGACGCCGCCCCGCAGGCCGGGCAGGCUGGGGCUCCGUCCACCACCGACAAGGCCUACGACUUUGGCCUCGAUAACGUCAUGGGGUUCGAUACUGAUCCCAAAGCCCUGGACUUUGCGCACCUCGCCGAGCCGCAGGCAUCUGCUGAUCGCAGCCCCACGGGGCCUGAUGCGCUUUCAGCCGAGGCUCAGAUGCGGCCCGAACUGACCGCCGAUCUGGAUACGGAUCUCGGGAUCGACGUAGAUGAAUAA